UCUCUGGCAGGGCCAGGACGGGAGGCACUGGGGUUGGGGUCUGAGUGGCGCCCACGGCAAUGAAAAGGCCCCUCGGUCAGCAGGGAGGGACGCACAGGCCUCUGGGCACUUCGCUCUGCCGUUUCUGGAAGACCUGGGGCCGGGAUCCCGGUCCUGCUUUUCUCCUCUCAGUGGGACAUUGAACAACUCAACAGGAACUUACACUGCAGAGGCCCCAGGGCAUUGGCACAUCUUCUCCCCGCAAGGAUUGAGGUAACAAAGGUGCCUAUUUUAAAAACACUUCCUUCUCCCAGGUCCAAGCCUGAUGCCAUUUACCCUUGCAGCAAACUCAAGAGUUGAGUAUCUGGAAGCCCAUUUCACAGUGGAGGAAACUGAGGUUGGGAGCAGGGCAGUCACGGGCUGAGACACCAGACUCACUGGAGUCCCGUCCAGAGCCAGACUGCCUGCGUGUGAAUCCUGGACACUAAGUGUGCGGGAGCCUGCAAAGGAUUUUUAAAAAUGUGUAUUUAAAACUAUUUUUAAUUUUAUUUUUUAUAAAUAUUUUACUAUUUUUUUUUCUUUUGAGAGGGAGUUUUGCUCUUGUCACCCAGGCUGGAGUGCAAUAUCGUCAUCUUGGCUCACUGCAACCCAACUUCCUCCUCCUGUGUUCAAGGGAUUCUCCUGCCUCAGCCUCCCGAGUAGCUGGGAUUACAGGCACCCACCACCAUGCCCAGCUAAUUUUUGUGUUUUUAGUAGAGACGGGGUUUCACCAUGUUGGUCAGGCUGGUCUCGAACGCCUGACCUCAGGUAAUGCACCCGUCUCGGCCUCCUAAACUGUUGGGAUUACAGGCGUCAGCCACUGCACCCGGCCUAUUUUUUGUAAUAAUAGAACUAUAUAUAUAUAUGGAGAGAGAUGGGGUCUUACCAGGUUCCCCAUGAUUGGUCUUGAACUCCUGAGCUUGAGCCAUACUCUCGCCACGGCCUUCCAAGGUGCUGGGAUUACAGGCAUGAGCCACCGUUUCUGGCCACUCUCCAUGUGAUUUAACCUUCCCGUAGGGAUGAUAUAUAAAGUACCCAACUCAGAGGGUUGAUGAGGGAUUAGUUGAGUUGCAGAAGCAGAGCCCUUAGAAGGUGUCUGGCACAGAAUGCCACAGCCCUACCCCUGGGCCUGGAACUCCAUCCUGCUCUUGGUAGGAAGAAACAUGCUUUGUACAUGGGUUAGGGAGAGGAGGGAAUCUGAGGUCUGGAGAGGAACAGCCAUUUGCCCAGGGCCAGAGUGGGUUCGGGUCACCUGUUGGUGCAGAAGGCUUUCCUGGGCCCUCUGUCCUGCCCAGGUCCCCUUCCUAUGCCUUCCCAGUGCUCGUGGCGAGUUCAGGGCAGACUGCCUGGUUCACUCUUCUUCCCCUUCUACUUUACUGGCUCUUUAAAAAAUUACAAAAGGGAUCUCUCAUUUGCUCUCUGGCAAGGAAAUAAAAAUAAAUAAAUUACAAAAGUAACACAUGCUUUAAGAAGUUGAAUUGAUACAAAAUGUUAGUCACCUGUAUCCCACCCCUCCAGCUCUGCCCACCUGAGGCCACCUGGGAACAGUAUGGUAUGUUUUCUUUAUCUUUUUAUAUUUUUUUGAGACAGAGUCUCCCUCUGUUGCCCAGGCCGGAAUGCAGUGGCUCCAUCUGGGCUCACCGCAAGCUCCACCUCCCAUGUUCAAGUGAUUCUCCUGCCUCAGCCUCCCAACUAGCUAGAAUUACAGGUGUGUGCCACCACGCCCAGCUGAUUUUUGUAUUUUUGUAGAGACAGCGUUUCACCAUAUUGGCCUGGCUGGUCUCAUACUCCUGACCUCAGGUGAUCCACCCGCCUUGGCCUCCCAGAGUGCUGGGAUCACAGGUGAGCUACCGCGCCAACCAGUGUGGUGUGUUUUCAUCCUCCGUGUUCUGCAUUCUCACGUACGUUGUCCUCAUGCUGCUGUCAAAUUGUGCACUAGGCAUCUGUAGCACUUUUCAGAAAUUAUCAUAUACUCACAAUAAGCUUGCAAGAUACAUGUUAUUAUUAACCCCUUUUCAGUUGAUGAAACGGAGGCUUGGAGCGGGGGAUGAUCACAUACAGGAGGUGGUGAAGCCAGGGUUUGGACACAGGCUUUCUGCCUCCAGAGUUCUAAACCGUAUUCUCCUCCCUACAAACUUAUAUAAGGACAUUAAAAAAAAAUUCUAAACCACCUGCCUCAAUUUACCUUUUGUCGCCUAAUAUUUUAUGGGCAUCUCUCAAGUGCAGUACAUCGAAUUCCAAUUUAUUUCUUAUAAUAGUUGCACAAGAUGCCAUAGUAUUGGUUCAGCAUUGUGGAUGUUUUAGUUUUUCAAGGUUUUCCAGUUUUUUUUACCCCACUACACAAAGUAGUUUCAGACACACAUCCCUAUGCACUGGUGCAUUUAUAAGUAAAUUAUAAUCACAGAGUUAUUAGGUCAAAGAGCAUACACAUUUAAUUAAUAUUACUAGAUUGUUUUCCCCUAAAGGCUAGUAAUACUUCAUAUUUUUCUUUUCUUUUUUUUUUUGAGACAGUUUUCUUUCAGUCUUGUUGCCCAAGCUGGAGUACAAUGGCACAAUCUCGGCUCACCGUAACCUCCACCUCCCAGGUUCAAGCAGUUCUCCUGCCUCAGCCUCCCAAGUAGCUGGGAUUACAGGCAUGAGCCAUCACACCAGGCUAAUUUUUUGUAUUUAAUAGAAAUGGGGUUUCACCAUGUUGAUCAGGAUGGUCUCGAACUCCUGACCUCAGGUGAACCACCUGCCUCAGCCUCCUGAAGUGCUGGAAUUACAGGCAUGAGCCAUGGUACCCAGCAAUAAUUCAUAUUUUUGGAGCCUCCUCAUGCCAGAAAUGGGUGUUAUUACCUAUUUUUUUUUUUUUUUUUUUUUUGAGAUGAAGUCUCACUCUGUCACCCAGGCUGGAGUGCAGUGGUGCAAUCUCAGCUCACUGCAACCUCCACCUCCAGGGUUCAAAGCCAUUCUCCUGCCUCAGCCUCCCAAGUAGCUGGGACUACAGGGGCAUGCCACCACACCCAACUAAUUUUUGUAUUUGUAGUAGAGACAAGAUUUCACCAUGUUGGCCAGACUGGUCUUGUACUCUUGAGCUCAGCUGAUCCACCCACCUUGGUCUCCCAAAGUGAUUUUUUGUCAAUUACCUAUUCAUAUCCAGUGCCCAUUAAAAAAUAUUAGGUUGUUUGCCUUUUUGUUAUUAUUCACAAAAUGAACAAAAGAAUCCCAUAAUUGGGAUUGAGUUCUUAGGUGUGUACAUUUUGUGUAUUUUGGGUUUUUUUAGACACACUAAAGAGUAACAUAAAAAGUGUACAAACACUUUUUUAAAACAGAGUUGAUAGACUUAAUAGAGUAGUGAGCUUAUGAAUUUUCAUGAAGUGAAUCCAUCUGUGUAUCCAGUGCCUGGAUUAAGAAAUAGAGCUACACUUAAAAUUUUAAUAGGAAUUAGCAAAUGCAAUACCAAAAAGAUUUUAGUAUUUAUUUUUUCUACAAUAUGAUCAGUUUUUAAGUGUUUUACUAAUCCAAAGAACAAGAUCUCAUUAUUGCUUUAUUUGCAUUUCCUUGAACAUUUAAGAGGUGAUUAUCUUUUUACAUGUCUAUGGCUAUCAACAUCCAUUUUCAAGUCAUCUGUUCAUCUCUUCUGAUCAUUUUCUUGUUGAGUUAUUGUAUAUGGGGGAUAUUAGCCCUAUGUCUUAGCAGAUGUGCUACAAACCUUCUAAUCUGUUUUUAAAAAUCUAGAUUUUUCUUUUAUGGUUUCUGCGUUUCUUGUCUUGCCUUAAGAGGGACUUUCCACACUAAGAUUGUAAAACGUUUUCUAUUUAAAAAUUAUUUUGUGUUUUACUUUUAGAUCUUUACCUGGGCUAAAAUGUAUACUUGCGUGUGGUGUGAGGUAGGGGUCUGAGCCUGUUUACAGAUGGCUGGCUGUUUGGCCAAAUGCCAUUUAUUAUAUAAGUGAUAUGGUUUUAAAUUUCCAUUCUGACCCUUAUUAGCUGCGUGAUCUUGGGCAACUGGGUAGCAGUUGACACAGUCAAGCACUUCCUUCCUGAAAUACUUAUUUCCUUUACCUUUCGUGAUGUAAGAUUGCCUUGAUUUUCCUUCUGCUUCUCUGGCUGGUCUUUAUCCCUCUCUCUUUUUUUUCAGAGUAAUUUUCCAUCUGGACCCUCACAGUAUACAUUUUGUGCUGAGUAACCUUAUCUACAUAAUGGCUUUAGCUGUAGUCUAAAUGGAGAGGAUUCCUGUAUUUUAGUUUCUAGUCCAGAGCGCUUAGCUGAGUUCUGGAUCUUUGAAUCCACCUGCCCACUGGAUGCCUCCACUUGGCCGUCCCACCGGCACCUCCAAUGCAAAAUGACUCAUGACCUCCUUCUUUACAUCAGCACUCUCUCAGGAGUUCCCGUCUAAGGGAAUGGUAUCACGAUCUUCCCAUUACAAAAGCCAUAAAUUUGAGCACGAUCCUUGACCGGUUCCUGUUCCUUCCUCUGUUGUACCCAGCACCCAAAACAAUGCCCAGCAUAUAGUAGGGGCUCACUAAAUAGCUACUGAAUGAUUGAAUGGAUAUGCAAUUUACCACCAAGUCAUGCCAUUGUGAUGAAUUAGACCUAUCUACUUCCAGUCUCUGCACCCUGGUCCAGCCAUCGCCUCCUCUCACCUGGAUUUUGCCCUGCUUCCUUCAGUGACCUCCCUGCAUGAACUCUGGGCCUCUGUGAGGCCAAAACUCUGCUCAGGUCUUUUCUGAAGGUCACCCUCAAAAGUGAGUCACAUUUUUCAGUGGCAUCUCAUGAUCCCUAGAAUGAGGCCCAAGCUCCUCCCCAUGGCCCACAGUGUGGGCUGCCCCCAUCCUAGCCUCACUGUGCUCACUCCCAAGAGCCUCUUUCUGACUCCUGCAGCCACUCUCCCCUUCUUGCUGCUCUUGGACAUGCUUUGACUUCUCUGCCCCCUUGGGGACUUCAGACACACCACGUACAAGUUGUAAAUAGAGGAAGCUGGAACAAUUCAGGAACUUUGUACCUUAGCUUUGAGAUGACAAAACACCAAACCAGCCUUUUGUAAGAAGACAGGAUUAUUUACACAUCAGAUUCCUUUUUAUAUUUGUAUUUUCUUUUUUUCCCUUUCGUCCGUUCCUUCUUUUGAGGGACAGAUUCCUUAAAGACACUAAGAAUAUAAACAUGAGCCAGGGAGUGAAUCCUUCCCUUGUGACAGUUUUAUUUUGUCUGUAUCUUUAAAAAAUUUAUUUACUUAUUUUUUGAGACCAUUUCACUCUGUUGCCAGGCUGGAGUACAGUGGCCCAAUCUUCGCUCACUGCAACCUCUGCUUUUUGGAUUCAAGCAAUUUUCAUGCCUUAGCUUCCUGAGUAGCUGGGAUUACAGGCAUGCAUCACCACACCCAGCUACUGUUUUUUUUAAAAAGUAGAGAUGGCAUUUCACGAUAUUGGCCAGGUUGGUCUCAAACUCCUGACUUCAGGUGAUCUGCCCACCUCAGCCUCACAAAGUACUGGGAUUACAGGCAUGAGCCACCAUGCCUGGCCAUAUUUACUUAUUUAUUUUUACGUACAAUACAAACACUUUAAAUAAAGUUGAAGAUCAUCUCUGUGGACUAAGUGGUUAAGCCGAACACCCAGGAUGCAGCUGCCAAGUUCAGGGUAGCCCCAAGUCUCUUGCUCUGACUCCAACAGUUGGGUGAGCUUGCUGUCUGUAUGGCACACCGUCUUUUGUGUUGUGGAUGAUGCAGCGGCUCACGUGAUCCAUAAGUUUUGUGUGUACCUGCGUGCCCUGUCCCUGUGAGCUGGUCCUGCCCAGCAUCCUGGUGACCUUGAGGAAAGAAGCUGAGGUAAGACCUGACCUGUCUGGCUCCUCUACUCCCUUCCUUGGCCUGCAGAUUCCAGCCCCUACCUCCUUAUUUUUUUUUUUUUUUUUUUUUUUUUGAGACGGAGUCUUACUCUGUCGCCAGGCUGGAGUGCACUGGCGCAAUCUCGGCUCACUGCAACCUCCGCCUGGGUUCAAGUGAUUCUUCCGCCUCAGCCUCCCGAGUAGCUGGGACCACAGGCAGGUGCCACCACACCCAGCUAAUUUUUGUAUUUUUUUUUUUAGUAGGCAUGGGGUUUCACCAUGGGCAGGAUGGUCUCAAUCUCUUGACCUCGUGAUCCGCCCGCCUCGGCCUCCCAAAGUGCUGGGAUUACAGGCGUGCUGGGAUUACAAAGUGCUGCGCCCGGCUCUUUAAAUUUAUUUUUUAUUUUUUUUCAGAGACAGAGCCUUGCUCUGUCCCCCAGGCUGCAGUGCAGUGGCACGAUCUCGGCUCACUGCAACCUCUGCCUCCCAGGUUCAAGUGAUUCUCUUGCCUCAGCCUCCUGAGUAGCUAGGAUUACAGGCAUAUGCCACCAUGCCUGGCUAAUGUUUGUAUUUUUAGUAGAGUUGGGGUUUCACCAUGUGGGCCAGGUUGGUCUCAAACUCCUGACCUUGUGAUCCACCCACCUCGGCCUCCCAAAGUUCUGGGAUUACAGAUGUGAGCCACCGAGCCUGGGCAAUUUAUUUUCAUUUUAAAUUUCUUUUUAGAGGCAAGGCUUUGCUUUGUUGCUCAGGCUGGAGUGCAGUGGCACCAUCAUAGCUUACUGCAGCCUCAAACUCCUGGGCUCAAGUGAUCCUCCUGCCUCGGCUUCCCAAAAUUCUGAGAUUACAGACAUGAGAUACUGCGCUGGGCCUAUUCUGUAUCUUGUGGGUAUAAGAUUGAAACAUGCCUUGUGGGCAUUUACUGCAACUUCAAUGAGUGAUUAUUAUGUUGCCUUUAAUCCUAUAUUGUGCACUUUUGUUUGAUAGGAGGAAAUUAGAUUUCUUCCCUAUAUGUUUUAGAAAAUUAAGGUUUUAAAUAUCAGACUCACUAGCUACCCUGAUCCAAUCUGUAAUUAAUUAAGUCAGAUAAAAAACUCCUUCUUGGCUGGGCACUGUGGCUCACACACCUGUAAUCUCAGCACUUUGGGAGGCUGAGGCAGAUGAAUCACUUGAGAUCAGGAGUUCAAGACCAGCCUGGCCAACAUGGUGAAACUGUCUCUACUAAAAAUACGAAAAUUAGCUUGGCGUGGUGGUGCGUGCCUGUAAUCCCAGCUACUUGGGAGCCUGAGGGAGGAGAACUGCUCGAACCUGGGAGGCGGAGGUUGCAGUGAGCCGAGAUUGAGCCAUUGCACUCCAGCCUGGAUGACAGAGGAGACUCUGUCUCAAAAAACAAAACAACAACAACAACAAAAAAUUAAAACAUUAAAAAAGUGAAACUCCAGUUUUCUUGCUAUUAGCAAAAACCAUUCGUGUUCUUUGUUGUGUUAAAAAUUAUAAAAUCAGAUGGUGAUGAUUAACUUUUAAAAAACAUAUAUGAGAUAUUUCACAAGGACAUAUUUAAAAUACAGUGCAGAAUCUUGACUUAGCCUUCACUCCUUGCUGCUCCCAAGCCUGGGAUGCGCUCUCCCGUCUUUUACCUCUCCUAAUUGUCACCUCCUGUUUCUUCUGUCACCUCAUCAGGAUGACAUCGCCUGUCUGGUAUCUUGGAGGAGGACGGACUCCCCUAUUCGCUUUCCUCACGUCGUUUCUUCUGUGCAUUUGCCACAAUUGUAGUUUCUAAUUUACCUGUUUUUCUAAUAUUGUUGGUGCAAAGGUAGUUGCCGUUUUUGUCAUUGAAAGUAAUGGCAAAACCCAGUUUCUUUUGUAGCAACGUAAUAGAUUUCUGUCUCUUCCAGUAUACAAUGUGGUCUAUAAGGAGGGUCACCACGUAACAUAUUGUCCAAAUCAUGCCACUUGAAAGUGCUGGGAGGCUGGGCACAGUGCGUCAGGCUUGUACUCCCAGCACUUUGCGAGGCUGAGGCGGGCGGAUGACCUGAGGUCAGGAGUUCAAGACCAGCCUGGCCAACAUGGUGAAACCCUGUCUUUACUAAAAAUAAAAAAUCAGCUGGGCAUGGCGGCAGGCGUCUGUAAUCCCAGCUACUUGGGAGGCUAACGCAGAAGAAUCACUUGAGCCCGGGAGGCAGAGAUUAUAGUGAGCCAAGAUCACCCCACUGCACUCCAGCCUGGGCAACAGAGCGACUCUGUCUAAAAAAAUAAAACAACAACGAAAAAAAAAAAAAACCCAGGAGUUCCUGCACCCACAUUCUAGUGGGGAAGACAGGGAGCAAAUUAACAAACACCUAAUAACUAUUUUUAAAAACAGAUAUGAGAUAUUUCACAUGGUAACGCGAUUGGCGUGGUGCGGGUCAGAUAAACCGGCUCCCAAGUCGCAUCCUCAGCUUGGUCCUGGCGCCGGGGAAAAAGAUGCUACGCGGUUUCCUCCUUCAGCCACCAGAGGGUGCACUCUCCCCGUUUGUCCUCUUCGGCGCACUUUUUCCCCCUCACCUGUUAGUCACAGGGCAGCCCCUUAGCGGGACAGGGAUCCUGUUUUGUGACUUCCUGAGGGCCUGCCUCUCCCAGGGAGUAGUGUGCUCCUGUGAACGGUAAUAGCAACAAUAAUGUAGAGACUAAUAAUGCAGAGUACUGAGUUUUAUGCUGAAGUCCAAAGUCAUAGGACAUUUCAUUUUUUUCUUUUUUCCCUUUAAAAAAACUGGAUGGGCGUGGCUCGCGGCUGUAAUCCCAGUGAGUAAAUGCUAACGAAAAAGUAACUGUUUCCAAUGCUAUAUUUCAUGUAGAAACCAUGGAUAGAGUGCUAGAUAGAGUUUUGAGAGAAUUUUGGUAAUGUUUGAGGAAAUUACCCGAUAGUAUUAAUUGAACUAGGAACAUUAAAAUAAUAGAACACAAGUUUCUACAUUCUGAAAAUUUUCCAUCCAACAUACUUCCCAAGAUGGAUUCACUCAGCAUAAGGGGAGUGUGUGCCGCUCCCAGUUCACAUGAUCUUUACAAACACGUUUACUUUACUGGAUGCUUGCUAGUCAACAGGAAACUGUAGCUCAGAGAGGUUAAGUAAAUUUUAAAAUUCCACAGCUGGUAAUGGCGUAGCUGGGUCCCUAAAGUCAUGAGAAUUAUGAGAGUGUUAUGGGAACGUUAAAGGCACUGAAGCCAGAAACUGAUAAGACCAUUGAUCUCUGAGGAGUGUAAAUGAGGGGGGACGUAAAAGGAGGGGAAGGAGGCUAUUUUUAAUUUUUAAAAACCAUGUCUGGAAGUUUUAUUCCCUACACUCCUGUCUUUGAUGAUUUAGGGAGAAUCCAGGCGUGGGCAAAUACCCAAGAGCUAGAGAUGCUUUGUUCUCCUGACUUGAGUCUCAGUGCUUUCUUGUUGCAGCUUUUGCUGCUGCAGCAGGGCAUUUAAGCAGGAAAGGAUCGAAAUGUGCAGGUGGAACACAGCACUCCACCCACCCAGGCAGAAAGCAGAGGCACUGGUGAGGCCCAACCCCCUCCCUCACUGACAUCUGCCUACCUAACAUGCUUUCUGAACAUCUGAAAUUCCACCAAAUUCCUGCCUGUCACCUGGGAGAGGCUCCCUAAGGCCAGGUGGAAAUCACACCCAGAUGGCACCAGAAUGAUUCAGCCCUUUCUGCACUUGUUCCAGAGGGGAAGCCCAUGGCAGGAGGAAAACCCAAUGCUCUCCUGUGUGCCACGUUCUAGCAGCACCUGGGGUCGUGGAAAGUCUUUCCUGAGACUCGCUCAGGGCUGCCUGGGAUCAGGGGCUGCUUGCCUUUCUGGAGGAGCUGGGCCCAGGACUGAGAGGGGUUGCUGGGCUGGGACAGGGGAAACUGGGUCUAGUCUAGAUGGUGUCUCUGACCUAUAGGGGUCCUUCAUGUCAAGGUGUUCCUUAUAUAUAGGGAACUAGGGUGAGAAAAUAUGACCAACAGGUGUUGGAGUUUACUCUUAUUUCCCAGGAAGCCAUAAGAAUCCUGUGGCCCUGGAAAGAGAGACAAUGACUUUCCCCCAAGUUAUGUGAGUUCCCAAUAACUAGGGACGUGGCAGUGAGGGAUGCCACCCUGCUCCCUGUCCUCAAACAGCUCUAGGUCCACUGUCCCUAGACAGUGACAACCCGGAGCUGGGAACGCACAGGCAGCUGCUUUGGUAAUUUUAAUAUGGGGUUUUAGUGACCCCUGCCGAUUGCUGGGAAAACCCCCACCAGGGAAUUGUGAACUUCAGGAGAAAUGACACAGGUGGUUAUGUAUGUGGAAUGAAUUUUCUUCUUGUUUUUUGAGGCAGAGUCUCGCUUCAUUGCCCAGGCUGAAGUGCAGUGGCACAAUCUCGGCGCACUGCAACCUCUGCCUCCCGGGUACAAGCAGUUCUCCUGCCUCAGCCUCCUAAGUAGCUGGGAUUACAGGCACCCGGCCAGCUAAUUUAGUAGAGACGGGAUUUCAGCAUGUUGGUCUCGAACUCCUGACUUUAGGUGAUCCACCUGCCUUGGCCUCCCAAAGUGCUGAGAUUAUAGGUAUGAGCUACCACAACAAGCAUGAAAUAAGUGUUAAAAGUUAAAUAGGACCCAGUGAUACCGGAGUUAAGAAACAUUUUAGGCAGAUAGAGAGGGUAAAAAAGUCUUUGGUAAGGCUUUUCUUUUAAUGAAAAGCCGCCCCCCAUCACAUUCUUUUCUAACAACCAUCAGCCGUUAAAAUCGAGCUGCAGACAUAGAAGGGCAGGCUAGAAGCUUACACAGGUGACUGCCAGCAGUUGUACCGAUAGGAAAAGGCUACCUGGGACUGGGCAUUUUCAAAAUAGUGGCUCCAUCUUCUUUUCCUUUCCACAUGUACAGUAGACAGCAGACAACAUGGCGUCCACCAAGUGGAAAGUCCAUUUGCACAAUACAAUUAGGGAGGGGCGGCCAGAUUCCUCGAGCACUAUGUAACUGUCACAGCUCUUCCAACAACCUGUGGGCCCUAUGGGAAUCAGACACCGCCUCCUCAAACCUGUGGAUAAGAGCCAGUACACUCCACUGUGGCUGGAAGUCCCAUUCAGGUGCCUCUUGAGAAAGAGAGCGCUUUUCUUCCUCUUUUGCCUAUUAACCCUCUGCUCCUGAGCCCGCUUCCUGUGUCUGUACACCCGGUUUUCUUGGCAUGAGACCCUGAAUCUUGGGUGUUUACCCCAGAUGAUGACACCACUUUACCAGUUCAGCACUCCCUAAGAAGGAUUCAGGCUUGGUCCCGUGUGAAGCAGGUGGGCAGUUAAGCAGGUGGCUUUGGCUAGUUUUUGAGCAUGAGGCCAUGGCGAGGGUUGCUGCAUGUGGGCUGGAGUUUGAGUGAUUUCAACAUUCUUCUGCUGCCAAGAGAGCGCAUGGUGUGUCCAGAUGUGCACUGGAUGUGACCGAGAAGGGGCCGGGACGCCGACAAUAUCCAGAAACAGAAUGUUCUUAUCAUACAGGGAGAUGAACAGGGCUACUGGAAAACAGCUUCUCUGACCCUUUGAGAAAAUGUAGAGAGAAGAUUCCAGCCCAGGGAGGUUUGACCUCAAAGUGUCAGGAUUGCUGAGAGAGGGACUCUUGCAUCCACAGAGCCCUGGCCCUGCCCCGCUGCCCUCCCUCCGACCCGGCUUCUGACACCCCAUUUACCAUCAUCAUCUCCCACUGCCGCUUUCUCUACCUGGCCUGACUUGGCUGCCCUGAGAGAUGGGGGUCAAGGCCAAGGAGGGCCGGCUGGGCUCCUCUCUCCCCAGAGAUGCCAAGCCCACCCUGCCCUGUGGAAUGUGCUCUCUGGCACUGGCUGGUCUCCAGGCCUAAAUUCAACUUUGUUUUUACCACAAAAAACCAGGCCAAAUGUCACGCCCCAUCUCAGCCUACAAAGCACCUAGGACUGACUCUGUGAGCUCUCAACUCAUUUUUUUGGGGGAAGACAACAUGCCAGGGCAGUUAAUAAUUUUAAGAAAACAGAAAUGAGCCUGUGCCCAGAGGAUUUUUUCCUUCCAGUGUUUAGUAAUUGUUUGGCUGUGACUCACUAGGAGAAAGUCACAUUGCAUCAGUCUGAAGGAAAGUUUAGACACUGAUGAAUAAGACUGUGCUGUGCACACUCCUCUAUUUCUGUUGAGUCUAGUUUAAUGUGUAAGAUACCCAUGGUGACAAAUUGAUUCACAACCUGAGAGUGUCACAAUCCCCAUGUUGGAGAUCACUGCUCACCCUCCAGCUGCCCGAGAGGGGUGUAGGAAGAGAUGGCUGGGGCAGGCCUGCGUUACUUAUAGUUAAAAGAUUACAAGCUCACUUUGCUUUUUAUACACUGAGAUUUGUGCCGCGGAUCAUAUCCCAACUAUGAUGCAGUAACAUAAAAGCAGAGAUCAAGGGGUAACAGGAGGCCUCUGGUAAGGACUGUCUGAGAGCGCCCUGGAACUGCAGAACGCUGCAGAGCAGGAGAAACUCCUUUGGUCCCACAUCUCUUCCCAACAUAGAGUUUGCAUGAGGAUCUCAUAAAGGGAGCUUAUGCAUAGACUCUGGGAGGUAAUGCAGUCUCUGCUCACAAGACUUGGGAGGGUCUUUGCAGUUGGGAACCGGUAAGGCCGGAAGGCCUUACAGGGCAGAGAUCACUAGAAUGCCACAGGCUCUGCCUAUGUUCUCAGAAUAUGGAGCAAUUCCGAUUGUUCUGUGUGCACAAUGCUCGGGAGAUAAAAGCCCCUUGAUGCACCGUGUGUGGUCAGACCUUAUGGGCCUUGUCUGCUGCACCUCUCUUGCCAAAGCAGCUGGAUAGACAAUGGGUGGUCAAAUCUCAGACAGUGGGUGGUAAAAUCUUAGUAUUUCUUAGAAGAACCACAUUUGCUAUUGACUGCUGCAGACACAUGCUCUUCCCCAGCUAUCUUCCUUCUCAACCCCUCGUCUCCAUAGCCUGCAAGAUUAGUAGAUAAUACACCUAAUAAAAGUGCUUGGAGCCCAGAGCUCAGUGCCAACCCGGAUCACCCCAUGCUAGUGUGUUGGAGCCCUGGACCCGUGCUGUAAAAUUCUAUUCUUGUGUCUUUGUCUUUAUUUCUUUUCUCACUCCCUUGUGUCCACUGGGACACAGGGCACCCACAUACAGGAUUGGGCUGGUUCCCAACAUUGGGAGGCCAGAAAGCAGAGUGAGAUGGGGUGGGGGAUAUGGGUGCUUAGCUCAUCCACCCGUGAGAGCGAGUAGGCCUGCUGGUCCAUCACCUCCUGCCUGGUCUCCUGCUCCCAUCUCAAUCUCCCAGCCAGCCGCCUCCAAGCAGGAGUUAGGGAUUUUCCUGAAACACAAUCUGAUCACUUCUAUCCCCUGAUGAGGGCCUGCCUGUAGGUCAAGUGCACUGAGAAGAAAGACCAGUUCUCCCUGAGGCUCAUAAGGGGAGGUGGAGAAGGGGAUUGUGAGAGCUUCCAUAGUCUCCCGGGGCUCCUCAUUCUCUCAGCACCUCCACGUGUUCAGCAACCAGAAAGUUCAAUUCUUUUGUUCAACAGUUUUUAGGCCAGGAGCGGUGGCUCACACCCGUAUUCCCAGCACUUGGGGAGACCGAGGCAGGUGGAUCACCUGAGGUCAAGAGUUCAAGAUUAGCCUUGACGAACAUGGGUAAACCCCGUCUCUACUGAAAAAUACAAAAAUUAGCCGGGCAUGGUGGCGGGCUCCUGUAAUUUCAGCUACUCAGGAGGCUGAGGCAGGGAGAAUUUCUUGAACCUGGGAGGUGGAAGUUGCAGUGAGCUGGGAUUGUGCCACUGCACUGCAGACUGGGCAACACAGUGAGACUCCAUCUCAAAAAAAAGUUUUUAUAGUUUGGACUUGAUCGCUUCCCCAUCAUCACCUUUCUUGGAGGUUAGUGGGCGACACUGAAGGUUCCUACCCUCUGAUCCUCGAAUCUCUUUGUCUUUCUUCUUGUGACUGCCCUGAUGCUGAGGCUCCCUGGGGGCCCUACCCUAAGUCACAGUUUUAGCAUGGACUCAUGCUGUGUGAUCUGAAAGAGACUCAUUAGGAAUAACAAAAGACACUCCUGUCACUCAGGAAGUUCCAAGUUUAGCUUCGUGAUAGGAUUGAGGGCCAAAGAACAAACAUUUCCAUAUUAUAGCACGCUGGGUAAGCCGUGGCUUCGUCAGAUUGGACCCUCCUUGCUCUGCCAAAUUGGCAGCAUUUGUGAGUUACCAAUCCCAAGGGAGGACUCCCACUGCAGGGAGAAUGGCAAACGUCACCACCGCGCUGACCACCGGGAACAGGGGUCUGAACACUUCAGCCACUGCAUCUUGGGCUGCAUCUGACCACACUGAAUAUGGUGAACAGAACACCCACAACCACAGCCAGUUCCAAAAAGCAGGUUAAUUACUUACAGAUAGGCAGCAGAAGCGGAGGAUUCAUGACUCAGUGGUCCCCCAAGGCUCAGGAGCACUGCCCAGGGCAGAUGGAGCACUGCCCACAUGCACCACAGCUGUGGACUCAGCAGUGAGCGCUGAGUUUUAUACCCCACGGGACACGUCCUGGGUGAGUGUUGGAGGACACCCCCUCGAGGAGGGAUGGGAAUGAGGCCGGCCCUGUCCUGGUCAGUUUCUCUUUAGCUCAAGGUGUUGCAUUCUCUAGGAGGAAUAGAAACCAAGCCCUGGCACUUUCAGGCAGUUCCUUCUUUCCUAGGAUGGAGCAUCCGGAUACAGUUUGGCUCCGUGUCCCCACACAGCUCUUACCUCAAAUUGUAAUCCCUAUGAGUCAGAGAAGGGACCUGGUGGAAGGUGAUUGGACCAUGGGGGCAAUUUCCCUAUUGUUCUCGUGAUACUGGACAAGUUCUCAUGAGAUCUCAUGGUUUAAAAGUGUGUGGCAGUUUCCUUUUCCCUCUCUUUCUCUCCUGCCAACAUGGAAGACAUGCCUUGCUUUCCCUUUGCCCUCUGCCAUGAUUAUACAUUUCCUGAGGCAAAACUUAGCCAUGCAAAACUGUGAGUCAAUGAAACCUCUUUUCUUUAUAAAUUAUCCAGUUUCAGGUCAUUCUUUAUAGCCCCAUGAAAAUGAACUACUAUACAUUUCUAGUGCACUCUACAGCGAUUCUGGGAGCUCUGGGCAAGAAGAAAGAUGGGAAAGCCAGAGACAUCCAAUGCUUGCCUUCUGGUGCCCUCCUCCAGGAAGCCAUUCCUGGUGCCCUGGGCACUGGACCCAGCCUUGUUCACCCUGAAUCAUCACUGUUUGGAGAGGUGUCUGUUUCCUCCCUGGACUAUGAUACCCAGAAGGGCAGGACCUGGAACUAGGUCACAAUCGUAUCCACAGCAUCCGUUGGCACAGAGUAAGUGCACAGGGUGUAUUCAAUGAAUGAAUGAAAAAAGUGAAUGGAUGAUGAAAGCCCUGUGUUCAGGUUGUGUCUCACUCAAUCUGCCUGUCCUGUUAUGGUGACUUUGUGAGAAUUAUUGCUUGCAUGUCUUCAAACCUCCUCUUGCAGACAGCUCCAGGGCUUCCCUGUGAAGCUGCUGCUCAGCUGUGCCCUCUGGAGUCAGUUGCACUGGGGAAGGUCUAAGGCUGACUCCACAGCUCACAUUUUCCCCUGUUAGCCCUCCUAACACAGAACACAGUCACGUGCAGGGCUGCAGGAGCCCAGGCUGCCAACAUCAUCAACAGCCCGCUGGGAGAGGGUAGGGACAGGUGAGACUCAGAACCUUCUAGAUUCCUAAGUUUAUAAAUCUUUUGGCUGCAACUGCUAGGAAAAAUAGCUGUGACAUCAUCAUAUGGGUUACACACAGUCACAAAGAAAAGGGAAAGCAAAAAUUCAUAAGAGUGUGUCAGCCUCCGUAAGGGGGAGCAUCUCCAAACUUGGAUCCCAAUUGGCUUUUUUCAGAGGAAGCUUGCUUUCUUCUCAGAACAAGCACAUUCAAACAGGAAUUCACAUAGGAAGGAGAUUAAGUUCCUGUGGAGCAGAGGAGGAAAACCUUUCACUCAACCUGUCUGUCUUGUCAUGGUGACUUGGUGAGAAUUAUUGCCUGCAGGACUAUGGUUCUGUGGUCUUAACUGUCCUGGGGCCAUAAUGUAUUUGAGAGUCUGAAAAUAAUUAUAAACUUUUUUGCUCAGAUUAUCACAGAUAAUUGCAAAAUACUGUGAAAUGCCACUGUACUGCACAUUUAAACACACACACACACACACACACACACACACACACACAUAUUUAACUUGUGAGGCGCAUUGGAGGAGAGCAAAAAAGAACUGUCCAGACCUGUGGUGCUGAAUAGUCUGCUCUGGUUCAACUAAAAUAAAGUCCUUGAUCAAUUUGGUCACUGAAAGGACUUGUUCACUUCUUGUUGUUGAGGUAUCAAAAACCACAGCAGAGACCUGAUUUUCAAGGGUCUGCCUUAACAGAAAAGCCACAAAGAGCCGUGGUGAGAGCGUAUCAGAUGACGUCCAUGGUGCUUUCAGGAGGUAACAGGUGGCUGACCUCAGCCUCGACGUUCAAGAAGAUUUCAGAGGGUGGUUGAUAUUUAAGUGAAAGAUGAAGAAUGAAGAGGGAUGGGGCAUUAGGGGCUGAGGCAGGGGUGAUGCUGUGGCUCUCCCAAGGAGCUGUAUUCAGCCAAGAGCUGUGACAGCCGCGGUGGGGGUGUGCAGGAUGUGGGGGUGAACAUUUGGCAUGCAGCCUACUUCUUCAGGACCGUCUGGGCUGCAGAGGCUGGAAGCUUCAGGCUUUCCUUCCCAGCAGGCCUUGCAGCUGGGCUUCUGGAUGCAUUUGAAUCUCUCAAACACAGCCACUGUGCCUCUGGGUGUAUCCACAGUAAUGUCUCAUGCCCAGGCAAUAGCUCUGAAUUGCUGAGAGGCUGUUCCAACUACAGAACUGAUAUCCAGAUCUUGAGUCUCAGCUCGGUAGAUUGGUCUAGCUUCAUUCCUGGUGGCAAAUGCUGGGGCCUCUCUUCCAGACCCUCUUAUGACAUGGAGGCUCUUAAUUCACUGGACUGUGUCAUGUGGAGGAUCCUGCCAGAGCACGGAUCAGGUUUUGGUCAACAGAAGCUGCUUUGCAGGGAGCUUCUGAAAUCCUGACGUUAUGCUUGGAGAAACUGACUCACAGACCCAUCCUUGUCAGCCAGCAGAGGAGGGGCCUCUGGCCCGGGGAAACCCUGGACUUCCUUCUACAUACCUGACAUACCUGCACACCUGAAAUUCCACCUCAUUCCUGCCUAUUUCCUAGCAGGGCUUCCCUGAGGGCAGAUGGAAAGACCACCCCAAAGCUGCCAGGAGGGAGAUUCCUUCUAUUUUCUCCUGGAGUAAAAAGGCAAGCAGUGGGAAAGCUGCUGACAGCAGGAAAUGCCAGCGUCCUCUGGAGUUUCACAUUCCAGGAGCCGAGACCUGCCAGCCCUGCCCAGGAGCCCUGGAAAUACCAGACCUGGGUGUCCUCCAGGAGCAUCUGUGAACAGAGCCUUCCUGCCCUUCCGAGAGGGGCCAGGCCUGGGGAGUUUGGCAGCCCUCGGGUGGGAGUUCCAGAGACCUGGGUCCUGGCUCAGCCUGUGUCACUGACCACCAGCAGGACCUCAGUCUGUCUUGCUUGGAUCCAGGAAGUGGGGUGAGAGAAUUAUGGUGAUGGUCAUUUGAGGUCAGGAUUUAUAUUCACUGUCCAGACACCUGGGAUCUUCUCCAGACACUUGAGGACAGGCUUCUACUGGGGCAUCCUGGUCCUACUUCACACAGCUGGGCUCCCAGGCAGCCCAGGCAGAAGACAGACCCAUGUCCAGACGUGGAUGCCCCAGAGCGGGCAUGUUAGGAAGGGGGAUUCUGAGGAACUGGUGGUGGGAUUGGACAGAGUUGUGAUUAUAGGCUUUUCUGACACCUUAGGAAGGAGCAGGGACAGGAUCUGAAUCCAGGGCUGAGUGGCCCCAAAGCCUCAUCAUGUCUAGUUAGGGGCCCUUAGUGUCCAGGGAGCCCUGAACUGGCCCUCACUGUCCUCACACUGCCCCAGCCUCUGAGGCCCCCAUGCUCUGCUACAAUCUCCCUUCACCUUCCAGAUGCUGGGCUGACUCAGCCGCUCUAAGAAACUAGGCUCAGGCCAUGAGGGUGGGGUGGACUCCUCCCUCCUCUGAUGCCCACCCUGCCCCUGCCCCAGGAACGGUGCUCCCCUCUCUCACCCCAGCUCAUGCAGCCAGCCUCACCUUUUCUUGGUAGAGACAAUAAGACCUAGUACGGGGCUCCACUGCAGCCUCCCAGAAAAUGCCUGGAACCGAGGACCUGAGAACUGGACCCCUUUAUGGAAGACGCCAAAGGGCAGAUAUGUCAGUGGCUCUUAGAGAAGGAGAAGGUGAUCCCAGAUACUCCUGUGCUCCCAAGUGUCCUCCUCAUCUGGCUGUGACUCCCUCAAAAAACUAGAUGCCUAGUUCUAGAUAUACGCUAUUCUAUCAUAUAGUAACAUCACAUAAUAGAACAAUGUAAUAUUCUAUUAUUACUUGGAAUGCACAUAGUCCCAAUAAAAUGGUCCUAAACAGGCUGGGUGCAGUGGCUCACGCCUGUAUUCACAGCACUUUGGGAGGCUGAAGUGGCAGAUCACUUGAGGUUAGAAGUUCAAGACCAGCUCCGCCAAUAUGGUAAAACCCCAUCUCUACAAAGAAUACAAAAAGUACCCAGGUGUGGUGGCAGGAAUCUGUAUUCCCAGCUACUCAGAGGCUGGGGCAGGAGAAUCGCUUGAACCUGGGAUGCAGAGGUUGCAGUGAGCCAAGAUUAUCCCACUGCACUCCAGCCUGUGCAACAGAAAGAGACUCCAUCUCAAAAAAAAAGGAGGGGUAUAAUAAACAGUUGAGCACAGCAUUCUGGCUAAUGCACACUGUGCCACUUUCUAACCCAUUUUUUAAAAUUAAAAAUAAUAUUGUUUAUGCCCAACCAAAUUUCCUAAUCUGUGUCCUGGAAAACACUGCUCUAUCCCACUGCAGCGAGGCAUGGAGGACGUUGGAGCAGACAGGGAGAUGGUGCUGGAAGCAGGGUCUGCUCUGCCCCGGGAAAAGGUGGGAGCUGAGCACUCUGGUAUUUAUCAUGAGGGCUUUUCUGCUGCAGCCUCUUCACUUGUCUUCUGCCUCCAGAAAGAAGCCCCUGUUCAUGCUCCCUGGGAACACAGAUGCAGGAUCUUCCACACACACACAAAUUUGGCCACAUCCAUGCCCUGCUAGGACCUAGCCAUGGUGCCUACAGCGUGACGGGUCACCUUGCCUGACCUUGAAGAGAAUGGCUUGUUCAUGCCAGGUGUGGCCUUGUGAGCUCUUGAGCUGAGGAAUUCCUGCAGAAGCUGGGAGGGGCCCACAAAACUGACCCAAAACAGCUCCUUCCCCUCUGUCCUCACAUCAUGGCCCCAGGAUGGCUCUUCUCAGGGAAAAAGCACAUUAAGGAAAAAUACCUUUGAGAAUCUCAAGAUGGGUGUGGAUUUCUCCACCACAACUUCAACCACAAUAACCCAUUUAUUUUCCUACCUUCUCUCUCUCUCUCUUCUCUCACUGUGAUGAACUUCAUGAAGACACUGACUGAAUAUUCUACUCAGCUUGGCAUCGCCAAUGUCUUGACAUAAAGCCUGGGACAUGUGGGCUUCCAUGUGGACCUGUCCUGGAUAAAUGACCAUUAAUGAGACAGAGAAGGAGUUGAAGAGCCCCCAGAGGAGUGUGAGUCCCAGGGGUUCGGCCAAAUCCACUCCUGCCUUGCAAACCUGUGAAAGUCAGGUGCCUGAGUCACCCAGUCUCUCGCACACGAAUGCCAGGAGCUGCAGUUGUCUUGGCUGCUUUCUGCAUCUCCAGGCUCUUCUGCUCACAUGGAGCCCCAGUGGUCCCCACGAGUCCUUACCUGAUGCUGUGCCAGCCACACAUGAGAUGUGGGGACAAGUUCUACAACCCCCUGCAGCACUGUUGCUAUGAUGAUGCUGUCGUGCCCUUGACCAGGACCCAGAGGUGUGGAAACUGCACCUUCAGAGUCUGCUUCGAGCAGUGCUGUUCCUGGACCUUCAUGGUGAAGCUGAUAGGCCAGAACUGCAACUCGGCCCCGACCUUGGAUGAUAGGCUUUGUCACAGCUGAUGGAACAUAGGGGAACAAUGACUCCUGGAUUCUGCUUCCUGGAUGGGCCUGGAGAGAGAUGCUGGGGUCACCUGAGAUCUGGAAUGCUGAGUGGCUAUUUGGGGGCAGGGGAAACACACACUCAACCCCCCCACUUCAUUCUGUGACCUGUUUGAUGCCCACCCUGCAUGUGUCCUGACGAGGGCCACAGGUGCCCUUCUAGGAUUCUGGACAGCAGGCGAUGCAUGUGCUGAUGAGAGCCCAGGAACUCUGACCCCUCAUGAUGACUGACCUCUGUGGCCAACAUCAGGGAGGCACCACCCCAAGGCUGGUGGGGAAACCCUCACCAUUCUGUGAGAUUUUUCUAUUACCUCAAGUUCUUUUCUAUCCAGGAGUAAAGCACAGGACCAUAAUAAAUAUAUGUACUUUAU
Molecule: messenger RNA, 20243 nt
Organism: Callithrix jacchus (white-tufted-ear marmoset)
Lineage: Eukaryota; Metazoa; Chordata; Mammalia; Primates; Cebidae
Gene: IGFL1
Product: IGF like family member 1
Molecular function (GO): signaling receptor binding
Source: RefSeq, a predicted model, not a curated record